CCCCAGCACAAAGGAAGAUACAUACUCGAAUAUGUCUGCAAGCAACUUAAUAUUUUGGAAACGGACUAUUUCGGACUUCGCUACGUGGAUCACUGCAGGCAGCGGCUAGAGCUACCAGCGGCAUUACAGAUAUUGACAGAUGUCAAACGAACAGAAAUUCUGUGGGAGUCGAAGAGAAGAUCGCCAAUACAAUCAAGCAAUCCAAUGAGUAAUAUCUGCAGAGCACAGUUCUCCCUGAAGAUUCUCACAUAGACAUAAAUUGCUAAAAAAAGUAGUUGGUGCGAGGGAAAAGGAUGAAACAAGUAAAAAAAAUAAAAAAAAAAUAAUGCCGCCUGACUCCUCGAAAUCGGAACUUGAUGUUGGUUAAGCUAAGAAAAACUAGUAGUUCGCCAUGCUAGAAUAUCGGUGACAUCCAAAGCGAGAGAGCUGAUAAAUUGGAAGACCAAGAUAUACGUAUUAAAGUUUCUACUUGUGAAUAACGACGCUAGUGACGUAGUCGAGGUGCAAGAAAGAAAAAAAAAAAGAAAAAGAAAAAGAAACAAGAAGAAACAACCUGCCUCGCAUUAUUCUAGUCUACCUUGACCCCAGUUGAAUGGCGACGCCUGCGAACGCGUUAGUUGCACCAUCAUCGGCAUUGAUUGAGAACAGCAGCUACACACGUGUUCCUGCCAGCGUCCAUUUGAAAAAUCAUGCACUCUGACAUUUGUCAUUUUCUACGAAUGACGUCAUGCACACUGGCUGGACCUGGCGAAAACGGCAAUAAAGCAAGUCAAAGACAUGGAGCCGAUUCUCUUCAGCUUCCGUGUGAAAUUCUAUCCGCCGGACCCUUUUCGAGUGAAAGAGGAGAUCACGAGGUAUCAGGUUUACCAACAAUUGAAAAGAGAUCUUCUUCACGGGCGUCUCUACUGCAGUCCGGGCGAGGCGGCCCUGCUGGCAGCUUGUAUCGUUCAGAGUGAACUUGGGGACUACGACCCGGAACUCCACGAAGGCAAUUACAUCUCGGAGCACAAGUUGCUGCUCAAACAAACUGAGAGCAUCGAAGAGAAGGCUAUGGAGUUGCACCAAACACAGCUUAAAGGCUUCACACCGGAACAGGCAGAGACGCACUUCCUUAGGCUAGCCUCACAACUGGACACCUACGCCGUGGAUCCGCAUCCUGUCAAGGACCAUAAGGGCACUCAACUCUAUCUGGGGAUCAACCACUGUGGAAUUUUGACGUUUCAAGGCUCGAGGAAGACGCACCACUUCCGCUGGCCGGAAGUCCAGAAGAUCAACUACGAGGGCAAGAUGUUCAUUGUGCACUUGACCAUCAACGAGGACUUGAGGACGAAGAAAAAACACACCGUUGGAUUUAAAUGUCCCACGGGAUCGAACUGCCGUCACGUUUGGAGAUGCGCCAUCGAGCAAAUGCUGUUCUUCACCUUGCCCAGAGCGUCGGAUGCACCGGUCGUCAGCGGAGGCUCCAUCUUCUCCUGGGGAACGAAAUUUAAAUACACCGGAAGGACGGAAAAGGAAGUCCUUGAAGAAACGGGUCCAUUGCGCAAGGACGAGCCACCCAUACAGCGCUGCCAAAGUACGGGACUCAGAAGGAAGGCCAGCAGCGUACCAGCCACACCGAGUACACCGAGCCAGGACCUGGUUGAAAUCCGAUACUCGAGUUUGCCACGGAGCUGUCACAGCGCAGGAUUGGAUGGUGCAGGAAUGUCUGAUGGCGGAAGUGGCGUUCCUCUGAGUUCCCCCUAUUGUCCGGACAACACUUUACCGCUGUUGGAAACAGUCUCGGAGGAUCAGGAGAUUCACGCUCGACGGAAUAACGCCGUAAACGAAAAUGAUUCGCAUGCGAGUGCCACCUACACCACCUCCGCAAUCGGUCAGACGAAAAAACAGAAAUUCCCAAAGAGCACGUUGAUCCGACCACAAGCGUUGUACAGUCAGAGAAUAGUGAUAGGAUCGGAGGAGUUGACCGGUCAGAAUGUCAGUAACGUCGUAAGGCAAAAGAUCGAUUCGUUUGAGAAAAGUCCAAAAGUCGUGAGGUCCACAGCUCUCAUCAUAAAGACCUCCAAGGCGCCAGCCAAGAGAGCCUUGCUAACGGCUGCUAACGGCUCUCUCCUCCCCAGAGCCCAGGAGGACCGGACAGUAAGGCCCGAUCGUUCCAGCACUGCGUCCGCGACAUCCGCAACAUCCGCGAUCGCGAGUGCCAAUUCGCAUAAGAACACGAGCACGAGCACGAACGACGGCCAGGUAAGAGCAAAGCCGCAGCCGCCGUCGCCGUCGCCGUCGCCGUCGUCGCCGUCGCCGAGUGAGACUUUACGAGCUCGUGCGACUCACUGUCAGUCGGCGAAGGAGACCGUGAACGCGAGCGAUGUUUUCUCGACGACGAACUUAACAAAAUCGGUAGAGCUCCUAGAGCCUCUAGAAUCGGCCGAAUCGUUAACAGGCGACAAGCCGAGCAACUUGACCAACCAUAGAAACGGACUAGUCUCCCUAAAGAAACGUCUCGCUGCAUCUUCAGUGGGGCAGAACGAGAGCGAUCUCAAUGACUAUUACUUUCGGGACUCGUUCGAUCAUUCCUCCUCGGAGAGCCAACUCCUCGACGUCACCGGGAAGACGCACAGUCGUUCGGCGACGCCAGUGCCGAAGAUGCAGAAGCUCCAGAACUCGAAGCUCUGUCUUCAAGCGCAGCACAGAACGGACGGCCGGAUCACCCGGAUCACCCUGAAGAGUCUCAGGAUCGUCAAGCUCUUCGUUCCGGCCUUCAUGCUGACGAUAACCGUUCUCUUCAUCGUGAUCGUCCUCGUAUUCGAGACGGACACCACUCUCUUCAACAGUCUGCGCAAGACACCGGAAAUGGUGGCCUUAAGGAACCAAUACUACGUCCCCAUCAAGGAGUUUCUUAGAACGAAACUUGGCCUAUUUUGAUGACGAGGGCUAAUGCCGAGAGUAUCCUUAAUCACGUAGCUUUCAAUGCCAGUGCCAAGUCCAAGAGCGUCCGUGGAAAUAACUCUUUUGCGCUAGAUCCGUAAUAAUAUUAUUUAUAUUUUUUUUUUAUUAUACUUAUUCCAAUCUCUCUCUCUCUCUCUUUUUAUGUUACUCAUUCACCAACUAACUCAUGGACUUAUCGAUUCGUCGAUGGCACGAGUGAGAUUGAAGUUUCGCGGGAAACGAUGCGUACGAGAGAUGUCGCAGGGUCUUUUUUUUUAAAUCUAUUUCUUUUUAUCUGAACUCGGAGCGCCAGGCGCUUCCCUAGACUCGGCAUGGAAAUUCAUUAUAUAAUUUUAUCUCUCUUUUGUCAUUCCCGUCCUUAUUCUUCUUGUAUUAACGAUCGAGUGGCUUGCUCUUCGCAAGGAUCUAGGUACUUUGGUUUUAGCGAUGAUAAUUUAAAAAUUUUCUUUUUUUGUUUUACUGGAGAACUCACCGACGGUCUUCCCAAAGUCCUCUGCGUGCGACGAAUUGCCCUGUACUCUCACGGAAUGGCUAUUUAUUUUUGCAUUGCUUUUGCAUAAUCCAGAAGGUAGAUUUAAUUUGUGCACUUUUUAUGCCGAGCCUGGAUGGAGGGAACUGACUCGUAGCUCCUUGAAGUUAUCGACAACUGUAUAGGGUCCAUUUUGCAAAAUGAAAGAUUGAAAGGAUGGCAAAAUGGUAGAGCGAACGAGGGAUAUUAAAUGUGGGCUGGUGAUACUGGAUGGCCUAUCCACAGUACAUACUAAGAAAAUUCUUUUUUUUUUUUUUUUUGGUCAGAGACUUUCGCCAGAGUACAUGAGACACACAAGUACGUUAUGAUACAAUGAAGCGAAUGAGGAGGCAGGUGAAAACAAACAAAGAAAAACAGCAGAAUAAAAGAAAAAAAAUAUUAUAUAAAAGGUAAAAUAUUUUAACAUGAAGACAAGACAGAUGAUAUGUAAUAUAUUAACUAGAGAAUAUAAUUAUAGCAAUGUUAGGUAAUUUUAAACGGUCAACGAAAAGCAAUUCUUCGGUAGAACGUAAGUGACGUAUUAGAGGCGGAAAAAACGAAGCAAAGGAACGAGGAAAAGAAAGGAUACAAAAAAUAUGGAUGAAAUGAAACUGGAGAAAGCACGACGAGGCAAAGUACGAAAUUUUAAAAAUAAAAUCGAAUAAUCGUUUUACGAGGAUAAAAUGUUUAACGCGCUAACGGACGAGGAGAGCAUCCCUGACUUAGACGUCCAUGUGGAUUUAUUUACUUUCGUUCCUCUUUUACUUUACUCUUAUUUCUUUUUUUAUACAAAUCCAUUUACUUCACUUUGAUUGCUAGUUCCCUUUAAUCACGCAGAAAUUCGCGUAGCGUUUACCAAAGCGCCACUUAUAGCUCGUAAUAACGAUGGAAAUAAAGAUGGAAAAGGGAAAACAGAAUAUUGCGCAAUUGCGAAAAAUCUACGAAACGAUUCGCAUAGUGUUUAAUCGAUUAAAUGAUUAUUUUAAGACUCGCGAGAAUGUCCUUGAUGUUUCAAGGAUCUUGAGUAUGCAAUCGAUGACGUCACUAUUACCAGAUGUAUGUAGCCACGUACAUUUUUUCAAAGUAGCGUCGAGACACUUAUUCUGUCGUUCUUCAAAUUUUCAUUUUCGUUUUAACAGAUCACAUGUGACUCUCUCUUUCUCUCUCUCUCUCUCUCUCUGAUGUCUUUCGCAUAUCUCGCCAAAUAAAUGCAAGACGAUCUCAAUAACAUUCCGUAUUAAAGAUAUUCUUAUACCGUUUAAAGGAUUUCUCGAGGAAGGAUCAGGAUUAGGUGUUUAUCGUCAUCGUAGAAGCUCCAACAUAUUUACUAUAAUAUACAUAAUACACAAUACGCGUCAAUCAUUCGUACUGAAUCAUACCGUUUGUACAUUUUAAUGCUGUAAUAUUAAAAAGAAAAAGGCGAAACGAUCAUUAACAAGACGCUUCACGGCAGGGGAAUCCCCAGUUAAAUUGGCAAAGGAUCCUCCUUAUCCUCUCUGUUUUGAUAAAUCAAAAAAAAGGAAUGAAAUGAAAGAAAAAAAAAAUUUUUGUUAAAUGACUACUCUCCCACGUAGGACGAGUGUCGUUUAAAUUGGAGCGAUGCAAGAAGACGCCUCCAAGUUCUACACGUCCUCCACGUGUGGUCCAUUUCCCUUUUCACAUAUGUAUACACACGCGCGUACACAAUGACAUUUCACAUAUUAAUAAUACACAUACCCACAGGACUCUCUGACCCAUUUCCUGAAAGUGCCUACGCUGUUCUAGAAUCUUUUUGAUGCUGCGUUUCGCUAAGUUUUCGGCAGUUCGUAUAUUCGAUCGAUGAUAGGUUCGUUUGAGGCGAGAUGACGCCUGCGUCGAAAAAGAUGAAGAAAAAGAAAACGAAAGAAGCGAAAAAAGAUAAUCGUGCCAGGUUAAAAGUUCUAUGCGAACACGCGCGUUUGUAAUACCUAAGUAUGACGUCACUCGAAAAGCGUCGCGACCAAUGGAAAAUUACGUCGCGAGGUAACGCGGGACGAGUUACGUCGCGACGUCGCGACAAAUUAUAUAAAUAAACGGAUGUCAAUUGCAAUAUAAUGUAAAUCUAGUUGUAAACGGUGAAAUGGACGGUUGGUAACCGAAGACGGAAGGGAGUGGCGGGAAAGUUUGAAAUUUUCCCAGCCAAUGAGAAGCGAGACGGAACUAUACGUACCUAUGUUAUAAGAAAUUGCUGUGGAGAAAAAACGAAUCGGUGCAAUCUUUUAAAAAUGGCGUCGAUAUGCAAUACGUUGCCUGAUGGCUCCUGAUAAGCGCAGCUAUAGUUGGGUUAGGGGAUCUUACACGUGGUAAAGAAGAAUGAGCUGCAUACGUUAUUAGAUCACUAAAGAGACAAUGUGAGAGAGGCUUUUUAAGUGAAGUAAUUUUAACCUAAGUGAAUGUAAUUGUAAUGCUAACGACUUAGGGAAUUACGACAGCGACUUAUUAUGUAACAUAAGGAUUUCAUGUGCGAGCGUUCCGGACCAGAUGCGAAAUGUACUCUUGAGCCAUUUCAUUGUCUUUCAAUGAGAUUGGUCGAAUGCGAUCUGGACCACUCUGGACCACGAGCGUAAUUCCGUUGUUAAGGUGAUGGCUGUUGAUGAGGAAUAACAAAAAAUAGGAAACUAGUAGGUCAAAGUCGCUGCUUUUUUGUUUGCUAAUAGAGCCAUAAGCUUUUACAAGUGAAAUCUGUACUUACUGGCGAGUCACUCGUUUUUUCCAUUGAACUUUUAGACCGUACGACACCUCCCAUCUUGUUGGUCAUACUAUUUGCGCGAAUUCUUGCCUAGCUCUCUGUAAGGGUAUUUAUUUAGAAAACCUCAUUCAAGGCAACGCUUUAAUUUUCUGAUCAAGCGGCAGUAUUGAUGAAGAACAAUUGUAUGAUUAUCAGUUCUGUCCUUCAGUUGGAGACGUAGUCAAUUUACGUUGGUGUGAUAGACGUAACUUACAGUUAGUACAAAGAGAUUUGUUAGAGAGUUGACGUUAAAUCGAAUGAUUAGAGUGAAACUAAAUGCUUGUGAUUUAUUAAUCGUGGGUCUGUGGCCUGUGGACAAAAAUUGAUAAAAGGAUUAUUAUUUUACGUUAAGUAAUCCGUAUGCUUUUAGCUUUACAUAUCACCGUAUACAUAUAGAGAGAUCCUGUUCUCUCUAAUGCGUUCCUCUUUCGUUUCUACUAUAUUUAUUUUUUCUUCUUGUUUAUUUAAUUAUUUCAUAUUUUAAUGAUCUACUUUUCUCUCUCUCUCUCUCUCUCUCUCUCUCUCUCUCUCUCUCUACUUUUAUCUUGUUGAUAAAUGUGCGCACGCGUGUCGUACAGAUAUUUUCAUUGUUUUAAAAAUGUCCACGCGGAAGAACGUUAAACGAAUCAUGCCAAGACAAUGACACGCCGAGAAAACAAUCAUUACUUUGAAAGGUUCGAUCGUAUCCGUAAACGGCAUCAAAAGGGAAUAACGUUUAAUCUCUUUUUCUGCGUUACGGCUGACUACGAUUUCGGGAAUUCUCAUGAUUUUUUGGACGAAUAAAUUUUAUAUAUGCCGACAAGGAACCUGACCUGUCGUGACCUGUAAUCAAAAUCUUUGUAAUCCUCUCGGACUUUUGUAUGCUUGCCCUUAGCGACGUAGUUAUACGAUUAAUGUGGAUUUUUCUUCAGGUUACAAAAACGAGGAAGAAACAAUGAGACAACGUUAAGGAAAGAAUAAUUAAAUUAUGGCUCUCUAAUAUGAUACACGCAAUCAAGUUAGAGAUUUUGAAACCAAAGAAAAAAUCCUACAUGUCCCUGGUACAUCUGUGUUGCCAAUCCCCAUUCGGGAACAAUGGCGAAUUUUUCCACGGAGGAGAAUUAGAAUAAGAAACUCUAAUUGGAAUUCGUUCUGAUGUUCUCGAUAAUUGGCUCACGUGGAUGCUUUAAGUUUCUAGAAACGUGCAAAUCGUUGCCUCGUUGGUACAUCGACAUUUUUGGCAACACCGCUAGUAGCUCGAUCGACAUAAAGGCAAUCCUUUGCGACUACUACGUACAACCGAGCGACCCAGUGAAACCUGAAUUUACUGAAUUUCGUGUUCAUUCAAAGAAAGGAUCUUCCGGUUACCCGCGAAGGACAAGAAUUAUUUUUUUCUCGCCAAGUUUCUCGUUUUACGUGAACCCCAGUUGUUUUCAAAAAGUUUUUACCUGGACUACUUCCAGGAGGAAUGAGCACUGUCUCGGCAGACUUCUUGGUUCACAUAAUUUUCAGUCCUGUGAAAAUUUUCAUGUUCUUUCGCUUCCUUUUUUUUGUCUUCUUAUCGUCGUACUUUGCAAAAACAACAAGACCAAAACGGUAGUUGGCGAAGGCGGAAGGUUCUUUGAAUGAAAAAAAAUGUUAAUAUUAAUUGCGGGUAACGAAGUAGGAGAUCCUUUUGAGAAAAAGGUCUGCCUUGUCAAAGAUCACGAUCGAAAAUAAAUUUGCACUUUUUCAAAAAAGGAAUAUCGGCGUACCGCAUUCAUUUUUUAAUAUAACCCUUUAUAUUAAAAGAAUGAACUCGAAGGGAGAUAGCGCAGAUCGUGUGAAUUGUCAAAACACGGAGAGAUCGACUGGACGAUUCUUGUAAUUGGGAAUUGUCCCAAUGUUGUUCAUAUACAUAUUGUUGUUCAUAGAGGUACGUACGCAAAGAGACGAAGAUUAUUUGGAAAUGUGCGUACUAUGCGAUUACUGUAAUGUGAAGCAGCUGGCAUACAUAAAUAAAUGACGAAAGUAAUCUUUUC
Cephus cinctus (wheat stem sawfly) is the source of this 8197-nucleotide messenger RNA. RefSeq names its product FERM domain-containing protein 5 (gene Frmd5). The transcript is spliced from 12 exons. NCBI's taxonomy places the organism in Eukaryota, Metazoa, Arthropoda, Insecta, Hymenoptera, Cephidae. Gene Ontology annotation, molecular function: cytoskeletal protein binding. Gene Ontology annotation, cellular component: cytoskeleton. Bases 778 to 2919 code for a protein of 713 amino acids. The record is from RefSeq and is a predicted model, not a curated record.